Molecule: messenger RNA, 1197 nt
Organism: Penicillium subrubescens
Lineage: Eukaryota; Fungi; Ascomycota; Eurotiomycetes; Eurotiales; Aspergillaceae
Product: phosphopantothenate--cysteine ligase CAB2
Exons: 1
Coding region: 1-1197 (398 amino acids)
Biological process (GO): coenzyme A biosynthetic process
Cellular component (GO): nucleus; cytoplasm
Molecular function (GO): phosphopantothenate--cysteine ligase activity
Source: RefSeq, a predicted model, not a curated record
AUGACCCCUUCAAUCGCCGAGAUGGAGCCCGCGGAGGCAGAGUCCGCCUACUUCAAUGAAUACCCACCGCCCAAGGCCCUCCCUAACUACGAAGCACUGGCCCGCGUCUUCAUCGAGCGCCAUGUGGAAGCCAACCGUCGCGUUGUGCUGGUGACCUCUGGUGGAACAACGGUACCCCUGGAGACGCAGACGGUUCGAUUCAUCGACAAUUUCUCCGCCGGUACCCGUGGUGCUACUUCUGCAGAGUACUUCCUUGAGCAAGGAUAUGCAGUCAUCUUCCUGCACCGCCAGUACAGUCUCCUGCCGUACUCGAGACAUUACAGCCACUCCACGAAUUGUUUCUUGGAUUUCAUGGAUGAAGCCCCUCCUACCUCCGAGUCUGAGAAUCCCGACCAUGGCCGUAUCGUCGUGCGUAGCGAGUACCAGGACGAGAUGCGCGACGUGCUGCGCAAGUACCGCUUUGCGAAGCAGAACAAUUUGCUACUCUUGUUGCCUUUUACCACCGUUUCGGAAUAUAUGUUUGAGCUGCGGUCAUUAGCGCAGCUGAUGCGGCCAUUGGGUCCCAAUGCGCUUUUCUAUCUCGCUGCCGCAGUUAGCGAUUUCUUCAUUCCUCACAGUCGCAUGGCCGAGCAUAAGAUUCAGUCUUCUGAGAUUCCGGCCAAUUUCUCAGAGGAAAGUGCGGUCGGGUCGGACGAUAUCUACACUGGUGAGAAUGAACCAGAGCCACCGAAGAGCGGCAAGAAACUCGUCAUCAACCUCGAUCCGGUCCCCAAAUUCCUGCACCGUCUAGUGGAUGGCUGGGCCCCCGAAGGUAGCAUGGUCGUAUCAUUCAAGCUCGAGACGGAUCCGUCGCUGCUUGUGUAUAAGGCCAAGACCGCUCUCCAGCGAUACUCACACCACCUGGUCAUCGGCAACCUGCUAUCGACGAGAAAGUGGGAGGUCGUGUUCAUUACACCAGACCCGCCGCAUGAGCGCUGGAUUCGCGUUCCCAAAGCUCGUCGCAGCAAGAGUAUCUCCGGCGUGGAGAAUCUAGUUGGAUUGGCUGAGAUCAAGAAGGGUGGUUCUGCAGGAGGCGCCGAGUCUGAACAGACACCGUCAGCGAGUUCCGGGGAUAGACUCGAAAUCGAGAGUAUUAUCAUCCCGGAGUUGGUCAAGUUGCAUGAAAAUAUGAUUCAGAAGAAGACGCAUACUUCAUAG